Parnassius apollo (apollo) is the source of this 1002-nucleotide messenger RNA. The record is from the annotation of a GenBank genome assembly. NCBI's taxonomy places the organism in Eukaryota, Metazoa, Arthropoda, Insecta, Lepidoptera, Papilionidae.
AUGCCCUACAGAAGAUUCAAGCAAAUCCUAAGAUGUUUGCACUUGAAUGAUAAUUCCAAACAACCAGCGAGGUCUGACCCCGCCUAUGAUAAAUUAUACAAAAUACGACCAUUGUUGACCCUACUCAACAGGGUUUUUCAAGAAAACGCCCAUAACUCAUCAUCACAGCCUAUAGACGAAUCGAUGAUUCUUUUCAAGGGAAGGUCCUCAUUGAAGCAAUAUAUGCCCAUUAAACCGAUAAAACGAGGUUUCAAGGUGUGUUGCCGUUGCGACGGUUCUACUGGUUAUUUAUAUGAAUUUGAUAUAUAUACCGGAAAAGAAGGUAACAGUGUGAAAGACAAUUUAGGAGCAAAGGUAAUCACGAAAUCGACCGAAAAAUUGAAAGGAAUGGCAGCUGUGCAUGUCACAUUUGAUAAUUUUUUUUGUGGUUUUAAUAUCAUGAAUUAUCUGUAUGCUAAUGGCAUUUAUGCUACCGGCACUGUACGCAGACAAAGAGCAGACUUGCCUCAAAUUGCAAAGAGCAAAACGAAACUGAAAUUAGAAAAAGGUCAAUAUAAAUGGAGAGUAAAAGAAAACGUAGCUUUUGUGAUCUGGCAAGACACAAAGGAAGUUCUAUUUCUGACUAAUGCUUUCCAUCCAAAGGAAAAUAAAACAUUCGUACUCAAGACACAAAAAAAUGGUACAAAAGUUAAAGCAGUAGUAAAGGAGUACACGAUGGGCGGAGUUGAUCACUUCGAUCAUAUCAAAGGUACAUAUUCAGUUGGACGAAGAAGCAAAAGAUGGUGGCUCCGCAUCUUUUAUUUUCUUUUUGAUGCCUGCAUCACAAAUGCAUUUUUGCUUUACAGCGCAAAUGCUAAUUCUGCGACACUAACCAAUUUAGAGUUUCGUGUUGCCCUAGCAAGAGGGCUAAUUGGAGGAUUUUCAUCGCGGAAACGACGUUCAGCAGGCGUCAAUUAUGUUGUGAGAAAAAAGUUGCGAUUUCCAACAAUUACCAAAAGUUGA